CUCGGAUAGCUGCGUCCCUUUUGAAAAAGCUUUUGUUGUGAGUUGACGAUCGCAGUUCAAAACAAAGAUUUUGUGACUUAACAUAUUUUAUUUAGACUUGAUCAACAUUCUAGAAAGAUGGGGAAGAAGCACAAGAAACAUAGGGCCGAAAAGAAACCUGUUGUAGAAGAAAAACCACAAGUUCCUAAAUUAGUUUUAAAAGUAAGCAGAGGUAUCACUACAAGGAAGAAAGAUGAAGUCGUUGUUGAAGCCCCUCCACCUCAAGUUGACAGUAGCCAUGAAGAAUCGCCAAGGGAUGUAUACAAGAAAAAGAGAAGACGGAAAAAAGAGGAAAAGCCAAUGGAAAUACCAGAAGAAAAGAAGCGAAAGGUAGAAGAGUCGUAUGUUGAGGAAGAUCAUGUUCAAGAGGAAUCCGAAGAACUUGAGGAACCAGUGGCACCAGCUGUAUCAAAUGAGGAAGAAGAAAUGGAAGGAGUCGAGCCACUUCCCUCAGAAGUAACAGAAGAGGAGGAAGAACCUCCUGCAAGGGAAGAUGAGGAGAACAUCGAUUGGAACUCAACACCAGCACGUCGUGCCUUCCUAAUGAAGUUUGUGGAGAAGAGAACGGCUCCGACGAGGCACUGUCGGGGGAAGGAGGAUCAGGAUCCCUCUGUGUCACCAUUGCAGAAGAUACUUGAUAGUCUGCAAAAAACUUUGCAAAGAAAAGACCAGAAUGAGUUCUUCAGUUGGCCUGUCAAUGAUGUCAUCGCUCCUGGUUAUUCAAGCAUCAUUGCCUACCCAAUGGACUUCAGUACGAUGCAUGUCAAAAUUGACAACAAUGAAUACGGAAGUAUUAAUGAGUACAAGGCUGAUUUUGUUUUGAUGUGCGAAAAUGCAAUGACCUACAACCGACCUGAAACGAUUUACUACAAAGCAGCUAAGAGACUUCUCAACGUCGGUAUCAAACUGAUGAAUAAAGAAAGAAUCUCGCACUUAAAGCGUACACACAACUAUGUAGAUGAAGUGGAGACAAAGCCAAGGUCUCGAGCCAAGCCAAAAGCCAAGCACUCUGAAGCCCUAGCAUCCGAUGCGGGGGUGUCUGCAGAAACACAGCCACAUGAGGGCAAGACGAAGGCUGGGGACAAGAAACAGGCUAGGGAUAAGGUGCCAUUAGGUCACUAUGACCCAAAUGGGGAAGGAUUUACAGAAAAUUUAGAGCCUCAUGAAGUUGUAAAAGAAGCCCUAGCAGCUGCAAAAGCAGCCAAAGACAGACUGACAGUCAGAAACCCACAUGGAAAGAUUGGUUUUUUGCGUAAAGAUGAGCACGGAACGACGACCCUUGGUGUGCUCAACCCAAGCACAGCAGUCAACACUGACCUUAAGGUCGCCAACUUAGGCCUGGUGGUUGGCAAGUUGACAAAUGGAUCAGGAUCUUUGCCAGGAUUCAAGGAGGAUAAACACAAUAAAAUUAACCCAGUGACCUAUCUAACCUAUGGACCAUUCAGCUCUUAUGCACCAUCAUAUGAUUCCAGUUUCUCAAACAUUAGUAAGGAGGAGUCUGACCUGCUGUAUUCAACAUAUGCAGAUGAAGCAGGAGUGCAGUAUUCAAAAAGUAUACAAGACUUUGUGAAAGAUGCAGGAAGCCAUGUAACUAAAUUUGUAGACAAUCUGCUUGAUACGUUGACAAAUGGAGAACAUUCAAAAACAAUGAAACAGCUGCGAGAUAAACGAAAGACAGAGAGCGAAAUGAAGGAACAAGCCAAUCUUGCAACAGCCACCGAAAAAGGUGAUACAUCAUCAAACAAAGAUAAGCAGAUUCCUGAGAAAGAAGAAGAAAAAAUUACUGAGAAGAAAAAUGAUGAUGAAACCUCGAAAGUCAAUGGUACUAAAGAGAAGGUUACCGACAUUCCUAAAGAUAUUCAAAGUGCUGUGGACGAAGAUGUGGAAAUUGAUUUUGAAGACUUAAGGAGCCUUUCCAAUAUCGGUAUUGACAUGUCCUUCCUCUCAGACAUUGAAAAAUCAUGGGAAGGAGAUAAGACAGGACAAAACAAAGACUUAAACAGCAAGUUGGACUCUACAGCGAACCUAAUAGAUAACUUAGAGAAGAAACAGAUUGAGAGGCUUAGCCGCAAGCCUCCGGCCCACCUGCAGUUUAUCGAAGGACCCUCCCAAGAAGAGAGCAAUAUUGCUGAGGAAAUAACACAACAGCUAAUGCAACUAACAUCAAACGCAAAACCUGCAGAUGUAGUCUCAACCCCAGCAGUUAGGAAAGCAAUGGGUAUAGAAGUCUCCUUACCAUCUCCAGGUGACUCCCCAAAACAGCUGGAUGCCUCAAACGACAUUGACAAAGAGUUGAUGGAUUUCUUGGACAGUCAACCGACAACAUCCAUUGGAGAAGAGAAUGAACAAGAACAUGAUAUUCUCAGCACGUCCUGAUGGAAAUAAUACCCUAUUAUAGGAUAUAAAUCAGGGUCAAACAACUAACCAAAUCCUUCAGGGUAUUUAGCAUUGGGAAUACCAUAUUUGGAAUUGCCCAACAAAAUUGAUGUACUUUUUUGAGAAUGUGCUAACAUUAUGUGCUCAAUUUAAUAGUGAGGUGCCUGUUUCCUCUCAAAUUUAUCAAUUUUACAAUCACUAAAUCACCAGGCCAUCAAUAAUACUAGGUUAUAUAUCUGUGAAAUAUCCAUUACAAUGAAAUAGUGUAAAAUGGCAUAUAUUUAAAAGCUUAAACAUUAUUUCAUACUGUCUAUGAUGUCUAAUUAUGUACCUCUUUAAGGAGUAGCAUUUGGCAUUUAAGAUUAUGUUUUAUAUGAUUGGGCUUGUGGUCAAUGGCUUAUCCUGCCUGUGCAUGUGUGUGUAAUAUACUGGACAAAGUAGUACAGUAAUGUUCUUCCGUGAUAAAUUAUUUGUAAAUUUUAAAUUUUUUGUCUAACAAAACAGUAAAAAAUAGUGCUGAAUAUCUUUACAUUGGUUAAGUUUUAAUCAACAUGUGGAUUUUAAAGUUUGAAUAAAAAAUUGAGUGCAAGGCUAAGCAUACAAUGUCAGACUUAAACCUGUUUCACAUGAGACUAAAAUGUUACUUAACAUCUUGACAUUUUCAAACCUUGCAACAGUGAAAUAAAAGCUCCCAUGUGAACAUGCACAUAGUUUCAUGCUAAAUAUCUUGGGAGUGUUUUACACUACUGGCUUGUGUGAUGUCUGUUUUUAUUUGAUCUUUACAUAAAUGUGCUGUCAUUCACAUGGAUGGAGAGAAUGUAGCAGGGAAAGCUUGCAACAUUUUGUCUUGUGUGAAUCGGGUGUAAAUAAAACACGUUUGAACUUCAAGCCGCAUGAUUUGUUUGGUCAAAUACUGUAAGUUUGAAAGAUUCAUAGACUUACAGAUGUUCAACUUACUGACCAUUCAAACAUACUGUAAUGAAUACAUGAUAACAGUGGCAUACUAAAAUGGGGGGGGGAGGCUGAUGGUGCUCGAAGUGUAAGUGCGAGGGCUUGACGAAAAGUGAAGGGGACCUAGCUGAUGAAAUACCGUAAAGGUGAUAUUAGGUGACUUUUAGCCUACAAAAUUUAGUGGGGAAAAUGGAGGUUGUGAGUGCCCUACACGCACACACACCCGCACCCCCACCCCCAAAUAUGCCACUGUAUGAGUAGUUGAGAGCUGAUUCAGCUGCUGGCUUGCGAUCAGUCUCAACUAAAACAAGUUUUAAUAUGUUGUUUCUGUAUAUACAUAAUUGUAUGCAGUGGCGACAUACAAUACAGCCUUAACAGACCUGUGCAUUUUGUUUGUAAAUAUUAAAAUAUCCCAAGGUA
Molecule: messenger RNA, 3786 nt
Organism: Anneissia japonica
Lineage: Eukaryota; Metazoa; Echinodermata; Crinoidea; Comatulida; Comatulidae
Product: bromodomain-containing protein 7-like
Exons: 13
Coding region: 118-2415 (765 amino acids)
Biological process (GO): regulation of transcription by RNA polymerase II
Cellular component (GO): nucleus
Source: RefSeq, a predicted model, not a curated record